Molecule: messenger RNA, 1440 nt
Organism: Adineta ricciae
Lineage: Eukaryota; Metazoa; Rotifera; Eurotatoria; Adinetida; Adinetidae
Source: the annotation of a GenBank genome assembly
AUGACAUGGAUAUUUUUCUUCGUAAAUAUUCUAAUUUUAUUAUUGAAUACAACGAAUUCUCGUUACGCUGAAUGGGAAGAAAUCAAACCAUACUGUUCUGUACGUCCACAUCCUCAAUGUUGUGCUAGUCGAGAUGAUGAUUGUUUCAUGCCUUAUUAUGAUUCGCGAUGCUAUUGCGAUGCAUUUUGUUUUCGUGGCAUUGAUAAUCAUGAUUGCUGUCCUGAUCAUGAUUCCGUUUGUAAAGGUGAAAAUGUCUCAUUACCAACAACACCUGCACCUCAACCAACCGGUAAAUGUUAUGACCCAUCAACAAAUCGACAAUACUCAUUCGGUGAAUCAUUUCUACGUGAUUGUAAUUUAUGCCGUUGCACUACACUUGGAUUUCAAACAAUAUUGUCAUGCGAAGAAGACUUAUGUGUCAAUAGUGAUGAACUUAUUUCACAUAUUAAUCAACAACAGCAAUAUUUAGGUUACAAAGUACGAAAAUAUGAUAAAUUUAAUGGCGUGAAAGUUAAAGAUGCAUUAAAUCAUUAUUUGGGUACAAUACCUGAUCGAAGUUUACGUACCAUGGUCGACAAUGCACCUGACAAUCCAACCGAUUACUAUCAUAUGGAUGAUGUUCAUGCUUAUGAUAUUCGUUCGAAUGCUUCACUUGUCGGCAAAAUUCGCGGCGUACGUGACCAAGGCAAAUGUGGUAUUUCAUGGGCAUUGUCAACAGUCGAUGUUGCUGCUGAUCGACUGUCACUCGUACACAACAUCAAAUCACCGAAGGAACCUUUAAGUGUGCAAAAUAUUCUUUCGUGUACAGAUAAAGCAGCGAAAGAUGACUGUCAAGGUGGACGGGUUGCUUACGCCUGGGGUUUCAUCAAAGAUCGUGGUGUUGUAACAGAAAAUUGUUAUCCUUAUGAAAGCGGUCAGACAGGUCGUAUUGAUGAAUGUAAACUUCAUUUGUCCGAUGCUGAUCUACAGAGCAUUGCUCAACAUCGAAAAGUCAGCAAUAUUCAAUGUCCGUCAAAUACGAAAGACGGCGAACAUUUUAAUUUUGGACCUGCCUAUCGUGUCCGCGAUGAAGUUCGUUCGAUUAAAUAUGAAAUUCGUUUUCGUGGCCCUGUUCAAGCGACUAUGCGUGUUACACCCGAAUUUUUCUUAUAUGAUUCUGGUGUAUAUCGUUGUGGUGGUUCCAAUUUUGAACGACAAAAUCCUCGGUAUGCCAAUUUAGCUGCUUACCAUUCGAUUCGUUUACUUGGCUGGGGCGCAAAUUAUGAUCAACAAGGACAACCAAAAGACCAUUAUUGGAUUGUAGCAAAUUCUUGGGGUACAGGCUGGGGUAAUAAUGGAUAUUUUCAUAUUGGUUUUGGUGAAUGUGAAAUUCAAGAAACCGUUAUUGCAACAUACGGUAAAUCUACUGAAGUACUUAAGAAAAAGAGUCGACGACAAUAA